This is a messenger RNA of Leucogyrophana mollusca, 877 nucleotides long. The record is from the annotation of a GenBank genome assembly. NCBI's taxonomy places the organism in Eukaryota, Fungi, Basidiomycota, Agaricomycetes, Boletales.
CUGCUCUGCCAUUCCAGAGUAUAAAAUACUCGUGACUGGGAGCCGUGAUAGAGGAGUGGGCAAACAAACGUUGCUUCGCAAAUUCUGGAGACUCCGAAACGAUGUUCGCGGGUGCUACAACUUCCCAUAUUGCGAUUAUAAACCCGAGUCGUCUGAUUCCUACAAUGAGUGUAACCUACACCCUGCAAUCAUGAUCGAUGGCGAGGCUGCCAGACUACUUGUCUACACUACGAUGUUCUCUUCGGAUCAUAACAACAUGCCUAGGCUCGCCAAGGGUUCGGAUGGCUUCCUCAUCUUGUAUUCCAUCACCGAUCGCGCCACUUUCGACCAUGCUCAUAUCCUCCAUAAAGAGAUUGUCGAUGCUAAAGGUCCGGGCUGGACGCAAAACAUCAUACUUGUCGCAAACAAGUGUGACGAUGUGUUUCAGCGCCGGGUGGGUAUGACGGAAGGACGCGAGCUCUCGUUGGAGCUUGGCUGCAAAUUUAUGGAGUGCUCUGCGAAGCAAGGUGAUCAUGUCACCGACGUUAUGGAAAACCUUGUCCGCGAGAUACGAAAAAACAAAGUGCGCGACAUUGUUGGGUCUCCCGUACCGACUCACGUUUCUUCUCAAACAGCAUGCUAACCGUCCCAAACCUGCAAAAACCAGCGAUGACGAGGAUAGCCAUGGUGGAUGUUGCAGUGGUUGCCUCAUUGCAUGAUCACAGACCUGCAUAGUAUGCCAUUAAUGCCUUUGAUCUCAUAUCAUCUCAGCGUACCUCUUCUACGCUUCGCAAUAAGACAUCGCGUCUGUACAAUAACUCAACCCCAAGUACUGUACCAAUAAGUCGGUAUUUCCCGGUAACUCUCUUUUAGGCGGACGUUCCUUCUGGCCACCGUG